Ilex paraguariensis (yerba mate) is the source of this 239-nucleotide messenger RNA. The record is from the annotation of a GenBank genome assembly. NCBI's taxonomy places the organism in Eukaryota, Viridiplantae, Streptophyta, Magnoliopsida, Aquifoliales, Aquifoliaceae.
ACAAGAAUGUGGAGGAGCUGAAGAAGGAGGUUGUGGAGAGCUUCUUGGAUGGGUACGACCAUUUUAGGGACCAAGCCAAGGAAAAAUUCCCUAACCUUAACUUUGAGUCCUUUGAGCCUUCCCUUUCUAAAGACAAGGUCGGGGAGGAUAAGGAAGUAGUUAAGGAAGGGGUGGAGCAACUGAUCAAAGCAAUUAAGGAGAUGAUUGAACAGUACAGGACUGAGGAGGCAACUAGCUGA